UGAAGAUACAGAACUGAAAUUGCUUUGCUUUCUUUACAAAUGACUCAGUGUGCUUGUCCUUCCCUAAAAUGUUGCCAGCGUGUGAAGGAUUUUCAAUGAGCAAUGCUAUAAGCCAGCAUCUGGGAAGGUUUGGAGCUGCACUGGUGUGCCAGUGCACUGUGACAGAGGAGCAGGGCUGGAGCCAAGGCUCUGUAGCACUGUAGAUCAUAUUGGUCACAUACUGGAAGUUUUGUUUAUGUAACUUAGUUCCAUUUGAGCUCGUUAAAUACUAUUGCCAUAAUGUGGAGUGGACUUCCCAGCAGAGGCACUACUGCACUUCCCACCCUUGUGCGCACACCUACCUUGAUGAUGCAGCCUUCCCUGGAUAUCAAACCCUUUAUGUCCUUCCCUGUGGACAGCAGCUCUGCUGUUGGAUUCUUCCCAAAUUUUAACACAAUGGAUCCUGUGCAAAAAGCAGUCAUAAACCAUACCUUUGGAGUGUCCAUUCCCCCAAAGAAGAAACAAGUCAUUUCCUGUAAUGUCUGCCAGCUUCGCUUUAACUCUGAUAGCCAGGCCGAGGCCCACUACAAAGGAAGUAAGCAUGCCAAGAAGGUCAAAGCACUAGAGGCAACGAAAAAUAAACCAAAAGUUGGGUCUUCCAAGGACAGCGCAAAGGCUAACCCAAGCUGCUCCACGCCAGUCACAGCCAACAUCUCUGACAAAUCAGAAGAUAAAGGGAAAGUAAAAUCCAACAGUGCAGGUCAGCAUUCCAGUACAGAAGUGGGUGCUUUUCUUCCCAAAACUGGAGUGGCAGCAGUGGCACCUGUAACACCUACAGCAUCCUCCAAGAGCACAAAUGGGGCUUCUAGCACAGCGUCCGAGUCAGAAGAGGAAAAAGCCAAAAAACUACUUUACUGUUCCUUAUGCAAAGUGGCUGUGAAUUCCCUGUCACAACUAGAAGCACACAAUACAGGCUCCAAACACAAGACGAUGGUCGAGGCUCGGAAUGGUGCUGGUCCCAUCAAGUCUUACCCCAGACCUGGCUCCCGGCUGAAGGUGCAGAAUGGCAGUAAAGGCUCAGGACUGCAGAACAAGACAUUUCAUUGUGAAAUCUGCGAUGUCCACGUUAACUCAGAAAUUCAACUUAAACAGCACAUUUCCAGCCGAAGGCAUAAGGACAGAGUUGCAGGAAAGCCUAUGAAACCUAAAUACAGUCCUUACAACAAACUGCAGCGCAGCCCAAGUAUUUUAGCAGCAAAGCUUGCAUUCCAGAAGGACAUGAUCAAGCCGCUGGCCCCUGCGUUUCUCUCCUCGCCGCUGGCCGCUGCUGUGUCAUCGGCGCUGUCACUGCCAGCCCGCCCCGCAGCCUCGCUCUUCCAGGCGCCUGCCAUCCCCCCAGCCCUCCUCAGGCCGGGCCAUGGGCCCAUCCGUGCUACACCUGCCUCCAUACUUUUUGCACCAUACUGAGUCUGUUGGUGUUAAAGGCAGAUAACUAUGGCCAGUAGGAAGGGUGGAAGAAUAGCGAGCUAGGGGUCUUUUGAAACGCCACCCAGCGUGACAUCUCAACCAUUUUCACCAUAAAGCUCAUCGCUGACGGUACUGCGUUUUGAAGUCUAGACAACUCUCUUUCUUGGUCUCUCCCUCUCUCUUGAUCCAAAUAGAGAGUGAUUUACUAAAAACUUAAUUGCUCAUAAAAUUGUAUCAUUAGAGAUUAAUGCAUCUAUUAUUAUUUUUUGCAACGUGUAUGACGCACCUUGGAAACAAGGAACGUAAAAUAUUUUCCUGACAGACUUGAAAACUAGGGUCUUCCUCGCUCACACCUACGUACAUAGCUCUCUGAAAACCACAGGGGUGUAAUCUAGUGUGAAAAAAGGUAGGUGAGCCAAGUGCUUGAUCAUGGGUAACAUCUCCAAAUGAACUGCGUCCUUUUCUUUUCAGUGUGCUCUUGUUCACAGGGAUUGUGUACUGUCCUAGGCCCCAGUACUGGUGUAUCUUGUGUAGUACUAAAGAUGUACUGCGUCUGAUUUUAAGAUUUUUAGUUUCUGUGCAGUUGUUUGAAAGCAAUGCAGCGCUGAAGCUUUUUUUUUUAAUUUUAUCUUUUGUGUCAGACUUUAUUUAGAGAGAUUAAAACUAGAAAGCCAUAUAACACAUAGUUAAGAUUACUACUUGUUUGCUACUUUAACUUAUUUUCAUUGUUUCUUUGCUGAUGUUGCUAAGCAAUGUUUAAAGAGGAAAAAAAAAAGCUUUUCAAUUGCACAUUACCACAACUCAUAUGCAUUGUUCAAGAUGACAAUGGAUCCGUGUAAUUGUACGUAAAUAUCCUUUUUUUCCAUUUCUAACUAGUUUCCUUCGUAAUGAUGCUGCAUAAUGUUGUGGCUCCCUAAUGCAAUAAUGUACAGAACAUGAAAUAUUUAUAAUUGACUGUCUUAUCUGUUUACUGAAUAUAUUGCAGUAAUGGCCCACCUCUCUUCUUACCUCCCCAGCCCUUUUAUAAAGGUAAUAUCAAUAUGCAGUACUCAUACUGAAGUCAUUAUGUGACAAUGGGGACAACAGGUGGAAGAAAGGAAAUAUAUAUACAGAAUUAACUUUUAGAGCAUCUUUAUCUGCAAUCCAUAAUAGUAAAAUGUCUGUGUAUUUUUUUAAAUGUAUCUUUUCAAUAAAAUAAUAAGAAAAAUA
Molecule: messenger RNA, 2655 nt
Organism: Numida meleagris (helmeted guineafowl)
Lineage: Eukaryota; Metazoa; Chordata; Aves; Galliformes; Numididae
Gene: ZNF385B
Product: zinc finger protein 385B
Exons: 8
Coding region: 280-1446 (388 amino acids)
Cellular component (GO): nucleus
Molecular function (GO): nucleic acid binding; zinc ion binding
Source: RefSeq, a predicted model, not a curated record